AUGACCUCUCACUUCAACGUGCGUUUCAUCCGAGAACAACAUUCUUUUCCAAUGUUCCACCGUCCAAUCAUUAUAAGAUGUUUAUCCUUCAUUCUUCCUGUCAAAAGCGGUUUUUAUGUGGUUUUCUGGCUGGUCGAUCCAUUUCAAGUAGCCGUCUCUCUAUCUAUCUAUCUAUCUAUCUAUCUAUCUAUCUAUCUAUCUAUCUAUCUAUCUGUCUAUCUAUCUAUCUAUCUAUCUAUCUAUCUAUCUAUCUAUCUUCAUCUGAUCUGUUCAUUAUCAUCUAUCCAUUAUCUAUCUAUCUAUCUAUCUAUCUAUCUAUCUAUCUCUGGGUUGGCUCAUUCAUUCUAUUUAUCUGAAACUGUCCAUUAUCUAUCUAUCUAUCUAUCUAUCUAUCUAUCUAUCUAUCGGUUAUCUAUCUAUCUAUUCUCUAUUCAUUUAUCUGAAACUGUCCAUUAUCUAUCUAUCUAUCUAUCUAUCUAUCUAUUUAUCUAUCUGUCUAUCUAUCUAUCUAUCUAUCUAUCUAUCUAUCUAUCUAUCUAUCUAUCUAUCUGUCUGUUCAUUUAUCUAUCUGAAACUUCUGUUCAUUAUCUAUCUGAAACUGUCCAUUACCUAUCUAUCUAUCUAUCUAUCUAUCUAUCUAUCUAUCUAUCUAUCUAUCUAUCUAUCUGGGUCGGCUCAUUCUCUAUCUAUUUAUCUGAGUCUGUCCAUUAUCUAUCUAUCUAUCUAUCUAUCUAUCUAUCUAUCUAUCUAUCUAUCUAUCUAUCUGUGUCUGUCCAUUAUAUGUAUGUCUAUAAAUUUGUAAAAAAAGAAAUAUGCAGCAGCAUCAACUGUGACAAUUGUUCUUUUCCGAUAAGCAGUUUGUUACACUAUACACAAACACUACCCCUGUCUCUCCAGCUCUCUCCUUUUGUAUACUAUACCUCCAUCCCUCCUUCCCUAGUGAUCACAAAAGCCAAUAUCAAAUCUAUCUGUCCAUCUCGCCAUUCAUCCGGCUGGUCGCUCGGAACAUGGCAGUCGGUCAACGAUCAAAGAAUCGUCUCCGAAAUGAAAGCUUACAGUCGACUACAGCUGCAAGAAAUUUUACAGGAUGACGGCGACCACGGUCUUUCCCAGCUGCAAUCAUUCCUUCUUGUUCUCGGUCCUGUAGUUGUCGGCUGCAGCAGUUGUGUUCUCAUCCUGGUUUGGAUCGCUCACUGA
Messenger RNA from Acanthosepion pharaonis, 1197 nucleotides. NCBI's taxonomy places the organism in Eukaryota, Metazoa, Mollusca, Cephalopoda, Sepiida, Sepiidae. The record is from the annotation of a GenBank genome assembly.